AUGGAGAGCCGUUUCCUUUCACAGCGGCAUUUAGCAACCGUUGAGGCUGCUCGCAAUUUUGUUCGAGAUGACGGCGCAGAGGAGCGGCGUCCAUCCGCCAGCUCAUCCUUACUCAAACCAAGUGCUCAAUUGACCAUGGAUCGUUUUCUGCAGGACUUACCAAACGCCGAGGAACCGCCUGUUGACUUUACGCCGCAGUACCACACGGGUCGUGUCCCGAAUAGCAAGGCGGGAGAUGGCAAGCCACGACUGCUGCUCAUGGGACAGAGAAGGAGUGGCAAGUCUUCCAUAUCAAGUGUUGUCUUCCACAAGCUACCGCCAAGCGAGACGCUGUACCUCGAGACGACGUACAGGAUAAAGAAAGAGUCAAUGCACUCGUUCAUGGACUUUCAAGUAUGGGAUCUGCCAGGUCAUCUAGACUAUUUCGACCCAGCUUUCGAUACAGACAACAUCUUCGAGGAAAUCGGUGCUUUGAUAUGGGUCAUCGACGCCCAAGAUGAAUACCUUGAUGCAAUCGCGCGUCUGAACAUGACGAUCCUUAACCUACAGCAAUCGUACCCCAACAUCAACGUUGAAGUCUUUGUGCACAAGGUCGACGGCUUGUCAGACGACUUUCGUGGCGACACUUUCCGGGAUAUUAUCCAACGGGUACAAGAUGAACUUUCCGACCACGGCUACGAGCAGGCCCCCAUAUCCUUUUACCAAACAUCCAUCUACGACCAUUCCAUCUUCGAAGCUUUCAGCAAGGUAAUCCAAAAGCUCAUCCCGCAGCUUCCCACUCUCGAAGCACUCCUCAACAAUCUGUGUGGUGCCUGUAAUAUCGAAAAAGCUUACCUCUUCGACAUCAUGAGCAAGAUCUACAUCGCAACAGAUACUAGUCCUACCGACAUUGGCAGCUAUGAGAUAUGUUCUGACUACAUCGAUGUGGUCAUCGAUGUUAGUGAGAUCUAUGGCUGGGAUCGACCUGAUGAGGGUGAGGAUGAAAGCGAGACAGGGAACAACGAUGCUGAGAGCCUGAUUACGAUGGAGAAAAAGAACAGCAGGUACCUCUACUUGCGGGAGAUUAACAAGUAUCUCGCUCUAGUGUGCAUCAUGGGCCAGGACAACCCAGCAGAGAAGAAAGCUAUCAUCGACUACAACGUUGGUGUCUUCCAAGCAGGUCUUAAACAGGUCUUUCCCAAGAGUAGGGAUGCCUCGAUGAAGUAA
Molecule: messenger RNA, 1206 nt
Organism: Alternaria atra
Lineage: Eukaryota; Fungi; Ascomycota; Dothideomycetes; Pleosporales; Pleosporaceae
Exons: 6
Coding region: 1-1206 (401 amino acids)
Biological process (GO): cellular response to amino acid stimulus; cellular response to starvation; positive regulation of TOR signaling
Cellular component (GO): Gtr1-Gtr2 GTPase complex; fungal-type vacuole membrane; nucleus
Molecular function (GO): GTP binding; GTPase activity
Source: RefSeq, a predicted model, not a curated record